Aethalodelphis obliquidens (Pacific white-sided dolphin) is the source of this 406-nucleotide messenger RNA. It is a transcript of the gene ZNF761, whose product is annotated as zinc finger protein 761. The record is from RefSeq and is a predicted model, not a curated record. The coding region runs from base 78 to 296 and encodes 72 amino acids. Gene Ontology annotation, biological process: regulation of DNA-templated transcription. Lineage: Eukaryota; Metazoa; Chordata; Mammalia; Artiodactyla; Delphinidae. The transcript is spliced from 4 exons.
GACUGACAUCUCAGGACUCACCUUGCCUGAGAAAGAAGCCCUGAAGAGGAAGAAGAGGAAAGGACAAGGAGUCAGGAAUGACUCUUUCUCAGGCACUGUUGACAUUCAGGGAUGUGGCCAUAGAAUUCUCUCAGGAGGAGUGGGAAUGCCUGGACCCUGCUCAGAGGGCCUUGUACAGGGACGUGAUGUUGGAGAACUACAGGAACCUGGUCUCCCUGGGUCUGUCCUGUCACCUCUGGUUCUGGAAACCUGUACCAGCCUGUGGGCUCUCAUCUUCAAGACCACUGCCUAGCUGAAGAACAGGGAUGGGUCAAGAUAUGUCUACCAGAUGUGUGAUCAAAGAAUUAUCACCAAAAGAGGACAUUAAUAAUGGAGACUUAUUUCAGACAUUGGCUUUUGAAAGACU